GUCGCAAUCAUUCCUCACAACCAAACCCACUCGAUCGUCACAAUAUCUAGCAAGCUGCGAGAGAAGCUCAACCAUCUGAGUGAUCUCUCCUUGUUUCUCGGACUCUCAUCAAAAGGAUGGCAGCUGGGAUGCGCUUCUUGCAGCUGUUCGCGACGGUUCUCGCGUUCUGCUUUGUGCCGGCCAAGUCCGGCUACUGGCUGCCGGCCCAUGCCACGUUCUACGGCGGUGCCGACGGCUCUGACACAAUGGGUGGCGCAUGUGGGUACGAGAACCUGUACAACGCCGGGUACGGGAUCAACAACGCUGCGCUGAGCACGGCGCUCUUCAACAAUGGCUUGUCGUGCGGGCAGUGUUACCUCAUCACCUGUGACACCAGCAAGUCGAACAUGUGCAAGCCCGGCACGUCCAUCACCGUCUCUGCAACCAACUUCUGCCCUCCCAACUGGGCUCUCCCCAGCGACAACGGUGGCUGGUGCAACCCUCCCCGUGUCCACUUCGACAUGUCCCAGCCCGCCUGGGAGAACCUCGCCAUCUACCGCGCCGGCAUCGUCCCCGUCCUCUACCAGCAGGUCGCGUGCCAGAGGCAGGGCGGCCUACGCUUCACCAUCAGCGGUUUCAAUUACUUCGAGCUUGUGCUGGUUACCAACAUGGCCGGGAGCGGGUCGGUCAAGAGCAUGUCAGUCAAGGGGACCAACACCGCGUGGAUCCCCAUGUCCCAGAACUGGGGCGCUAACUGGCAGUGCCUAGCGGGGCUGCAAGGACAAGCGCUCAGCUUCGCGAUCACCUCCUCCGGUGGACAGUACAAGGUCUUCCAGGACGUCGUGCCGGCGUGGUGGUUGUUCGGACAGACGUUCUCCACCUGGCAACAGUUCGACUACUAGCUAGUAUGAACAUUGUACAAUUUGUAUUUCGAUUAUCAGUUCGCUUCAUCAGAGCGAACAUGCAUGGAACUGUCCAGACGCAUACUCAUUAUCCCAUUUUGAAUUUUCGGUUCGUUGCCCAUCGAGUGGAUGUAGAUUUGAAUUGUAAAAUCUAUAAUCCACGGCUCCCUCUAUGUCUCCUCUAUCUGGAACAAUAUAUACUAAGAGUGGACGUGUGCGCUUUGCUGCGUCGUUUUCUCUC
Molecule: messenger RNA, 1122 nt
Organism: Triticum urartu
Lineage: Eukaryota; Viridiplantae; Streptophyta; Magnoliopsida; Poales; Poaceae
Product: expansin-A31
Biological process (GO): plant-type cell wall organization
Cellular component (GO): extracellular region
Source: RefSeq, a predicted model, not a curated record